GCGCCAGGCAGUUUCCAUAUAUGACAGCUUUCAUCACUGACCACAGAAACACUGAGCUCUUCAGACUUUGGAACCAUCGAGCCAGACCUCCCCUCUUCCCCUCCGCGUCCUAUUCAUUUCCAUACGUGAUGACACAGGCGGUGGGCGUGGUUUCCAAAGCCCCCGGUGAAGACAAUGGAUGCCGGACCGCUAGCUGAGUUGGGGUCAAUGUGAACGGUAUUUGGUGCGGCGUCCAGGGUCGCUCAUACACUGAACAGCUGCUAUGGAGUCCGAUCACCCCCCCUUGCCCACCGUGCUCUGCUCGGUUCUUUCGAUGAAGAGGCAAAGCUGCGAGGUGACCCUGGACCCCGGGCGCUCUCUGCUCUCCUGGAGAGAACUGAGGCCCCGGCGGGGAAGAGACAGGAGUCGGCCCGGAAUCUGCCUGACAAGAAUGCUCCACCGAGCAAGAGGCCUAGUAAACAGUUGUACUCCGCAGUUCCCUUCAGGUGGUGUUACUGUCCCAGUGGCUGAGAUUGUUUCAGUAGGGGAAGCAGAGAUUGAUGAGAAAUACUACAACAGUAUGAAAUGGCAGCAUAUGUGCAAGCCUCAUGCAUUUACAGUACGUUAUGUGCAGAGAAAGAGGAAACACCGCUGGCGGUGCAAGGAGGUGACUUUUUGGUGCAGUGAUGAGCAACUUUUUUAUCAGUGGUUACAAGCGCUUCAUGAUAUACUUGAGCAGCAGACUCAUAGACCAAAACGUUUGCUAGUUUAUAUUAAUCCUUACGGUGGGAAGAAAAGAGGUAAACAGAUCUAUGAGAAUAAAGUGGCUCCAUUAUUCAGUGCUGCUGGCAUUUGUACUGAUGUCAUAGUUACUGAGUAUGCAAAUCAUGCCAGAGAUAACCUAUAUGAAGUCAACGUGGAAAAAUAUGAUGGGGUUGUUUGUGUUGGUGGGGAUGGAAUGUUCAGUGAAGUGCUACAUGGCCUCAUUGGCAGAGUACAAAAGGAUUCUGAUGUAGAUCACAACAAUCCUAAUGCACAAUUAUCUCGGUGUAAUAUAAGGAUUGGCAUUAUCCCUGCUGGUUCAACAGACUGUGUAUGCUAUGCUACUAUUGGUAUUAAUGACCCAGAGACAUCUGCUUUGCACAUUAUUCUAGGUGACUGCCAACCUCUGGAUGUGUGCUCUGUACACCACAAGAGAACUUUUCUGAAGUAUUCAGUUUCAUUAUUGGGAUAUGGUUUCUAUGGGGAUGUGUUAAAGUACAGCGAAAAAAAUCGCUGGUUAGGUCCUGCUAGAUAUGAUGUUUCAGGGUUCAAGACGUUUCUUACUCACCAUUGCUAUGAGGGGUCAGUUUCAUUCCAGCCCGCAAAGUGGGUUCUGGGAUCACCAAGAGACCAAAUAAUUUGCACAUCGAGAUGCUACAUUUGCAGGCAAAGUAGCAAGCAACUAGAAGAGCAGCAGAAAACACAGGCUUGUGGAUCAGAACACAGAGAUCAAGAUGAUGACUGGACAACAAUCAAAGGAAAAUUCAUGGCAAUCAAUGCUGUCAGCAUGAGUUGUGCGUGUCCACGAAGCCCCAAAGGCCUCUCACCAGCAGCUCAUCUGGGAGAUGGAAGUGCAGAUCUCAUUUUAGUUAGAAAGUGCUCAAGACUUGAUUUUUUAAGGCACCUUAUCAGGCACACAAGCAAUAAAGACCAGUUUGACUUUCCAUUUGUUGAAGUGUAUAGAGUAAAGAAUUUUCAGUUUACUCCAAAACAUUUUGAAGAUGAAGACACUGAAAGCACAGAUAUAGGAAGUAUUGGCAAGAAAAACUUUCCUCAGAUAUGCACAGACCAUCCAUCAUGUGGAUGUAACCAUGUGAAUAGCAUUUGGAAUUGUGAUGGGGAGACAGUGGACCAGACUGCCAUUGAAAUGAGGGUCCACUGCCAACUAAUAAAAUUAUUUGCACGUGGCAUUGAGAAUGCCAAGUUAGAAGAUGAUGUAAACCCAAGCAAGGUUUUGUGAAAGGAAGAAAAAAACCAUUCUCCGCAAAUAAAGACCAUGAUGUCUUGAUGAAUUUUGUUUUAUUUAUUUGCUUGUUGUUGUUCAUAGAGAAGGUAUUGUGAAAUUUGUUUAAAAAGUAACAAAUAGUGUAAUAUAUAUUUAAUUAUUUUGAUGUUUUGUGGGGUGGUAAUUUCUAGAGAUUUCUGUGUGUGCUCUUCCCUCCCCCAGCAUCAUGGCUUUAAUGUUGACUAGUUCUUUUUGUCUUAAUGCCUUUCUCCUAAGCUUAGAAGUAGUGUUCUAAAUUAAACAAGCUACUUAUUAUUUUAGAGUCCAUGACCAUGGCAUUAGAUGGUUUUUAUUAAAGUAAUUAAAUAAUUAAAAUAAUUUUGGUAGUAUAGACUAAAGCAAAUAUCUCUUGUAGAAAUGUAUUGGAUUGCAAGCAGGCAUAAAACUAAAGACAUUUUGCCAGUCAUAGAGAUAUUACAGCUAAACGAGUGGUGGUGUAAAUAUCACAGUUGCUAAACAUUACUUUGCAAAAGAAGGACCUGAAGUAUGGCACUUUAAAUUCAAUUUUCCCAUUGAUAAGAGCUAAAAUUGUAGUAGCUUAUAAACUUUGAUCUAAUUGGUCCAGGAGACCAGUUGUAGUAAUUAAAGUACUAUGUUGAUCAUAGUAUCAUUGUAUAUUGUCAUGUUUAAGUGCAUAAGAGUGAAAGAGCAGUAUUUAAAGUGUGUGCUAACAUAAAACUUAAAUGCAAGUUAAAGUGGUAUCUUAUAACUAGACACAAUGCAUUCUUGUAUGCCCAAUGUGAGAGACAUGUAUUCUACUAAAAUAAAAUCAUUACUUGAAUUUUGUAAUGCUGAUAACCAAUAUCUUGAUUUUCUACCAUAUUUUAUUAAAUUGCAAUUAAUUCCUAUAACAAUCUCUGUCCAGUUAAUAAUAAUAAUAAUGGAAGAAACCAUUUGUACUAUUCCCCAUAAAUAGUAACCCUGUUUAUCUUAAGGUAUGAUUACCCUGAUCUCCUCUCCUAAACCUAUAGUUCUGAAGUGCCAGGCCUGACCUUUCCUCUAUAUUUAUAUUAAAGCACAGAGCAGUCCAGUGAGAUAACUGGGUUGCAGGGGUUCCUGUAGGGGUAUUUUUGGAAGUAUUUUAGGCAGGCAUAGUUAUCAAGUAAAUUGAAAUACCCCAGCUCUGAUUCAGGGAAACCAGGCACAGUUAAUUUUCUCACUUUAUUAUUAAAUCACUUAGAGCAGCCCGUAUGUGAAACACUAUUUCAUAUAAAGGUUUUUCAUAUAGCAUAAACAUCUCUAGUAGUAUGUUAAGUACUAAGGGCUGCCCCUUGGCUCAUACAGCUAACUGUGCUCACACACAAAGCAAAGACAGAUCUCUGUCUUUUGUUCCCACACUACUUCCUAUUUGAAAUUGAACCUGCGUUAUUUCCUGUUAUGCGUUCUCUAAAGGAACACCCAGACCAACAAAAAAUGGUGGCUCAAGUGAAAAUAUGAAAAGGGCAAUAUUUGUAAUAUAUGUAUAUGGCAGUUUGUCAAGAUCCUUUAAAGGGGACAUAUUGUGUCAAAAACAAAACAUGUGCAUUCUACUCUUUUAAAUAUACAAGGAAUGUGCUUAAAAAAAUAAAGUUCCAGGGGGAUUGUUUGAAAAUUUCUCCAAAACCCUUCUAGUCCCAUCCAUGUGUUUUACUUCCUGCUGCCUCCUUUCCCAAGCUGUGCAGGGGGGCAGGCGGCACGUAGCCCACUGCACUGUAACAUAGAAGGAGCAGCAGCUAGGCUGACCUGAUGGGCAACUGAAUAAUUUCUUAGUUGUAAUUGGCUAUCCAUAUCCAUCUCCUACUGUUCUUCUGGCAGGGAUAGUUAAUACUUGCCCAACCCUCGUUUGAAACACAGGGCAAAGCAGAUCUUUAGAAAGCUCUGAUACAUUGGCAGUUUUAAAGUAAAUUAUCAUUUUUAGCCCAGAGUAAAAGCUGACACAUAUUAUUAUAUGUUACUUAUUUAUUAUUGCCUACCAGAUAGGAGGUUCUCACUUAUGUUUUAUGUCUCCUUUAAUAGGUCACUUAUGAUAUAAAUUAUCUAUUAGUGAUGCAAUCAUUCUGAAGAUACUGUUUUCCUGGUUAGCCUAGUGCAAAUUGCUAAGAAAAGCCUGUGGCUCAAGCCAUGAUUUAUAUUGAAUGGUUAAACAUUACCAUAGCUUGUAAACUGGAAAAAGGUCUUCAUGAUGUUUGAAAAGUCUGUUUGAUGAAUUUAGCCUUAUAUUAUACUAACAAUAUCUUGGAACAUAUUUUUGGAUGUAAACACAUAACACAGCAUGACUGAAACACAAAUUAUUCCAUUUCUAGAAUGCUUUGUGUUUCAUUUGUUUCUGUUUCAAAACAUCUUUAUUCUAUUUGCACUGUAAAAUGUUGAAAAUCUGAUGUACAAUCUAGAGAUAUGCUCCCAGUGCAGUAGUAGGUUAUGGUCACUGAAAAAUACUGUUGGAGGUGUAUGUACAAUAUGCAUUAGUGCUUAACACAACUGCCUUUUACUCCUUUUCAUUUCAUUUUUACAGUGCAACCUACCAAUGCAAUUACUGUACAUUUUUGCUAUUUUUAAAUCAUGGAAAUAAAUAUUUUAGUAUCAA
Molecule: messenger RNA, 4589 nt
Organism: Xenopus tropicalis (tropical clawed frog)
Lineage: Eukaryota; Metazoa; Chordata; Amphibia; Anura; Pipidae
Gene: cerk
Product: ceramide kinase
Exons: 14
Coding region: 263-1981 (572 amino acids)
Molecular function (GO): transferase activity; kinase activity; ATP binding
Source: RefSeq, a predicted model, not a curated record